Messenger RNA from Pistacia vera, 2312 nucleotides. RefSeq lists its product as uncharacterized. Gene Ontology annotation, molecular function: protein binding. NCBI's taxonomy places the organism in Eukaryota, Viridiplantae, Streptophyta, Magnoliopsida, Sapindales, Anacardiaceae. The transcript is spliced from 6 exons. The record is from RefSeq and is a predicted model, not a curated record. The coding region runs from base 144 to 2117 and encodes 657 amino acids.
GGUAGUUGAAGUUUUUCUCCUCAAACAUCUAUCUCUCAGGCUAUUUGUGAUGCGUCUCUUGAUCUCCUCUCUAACGCGUGAAGAACUUCGGUCACAUGAGAUAAAAAAUCUCUCACACUUUUAGGGAAGUUUUGAAUUGGAGAAUGACGACAGACAGUGAAUCAACAUUUAGGACUUAUCAGGCAGCCUUGGAGGAGGAUUGGAAUUACUUGAAGACAUACUUCAAGGAAAGGUCUUAUGCUUUGCCAGUUCCUCUAACGGCUGCCAAGGACACUGUAUUUCACUUGGCAGUUUUUAGCUGUAGCAAAGAGCCGCUUGACAUUUUACUUAAUAUUGCCGAAAAUGACCGUAUGACAAUGUCUGCAGUUUGGAACAAGAACGAGUACGGAGACACACCUCUUCAUGUGGCUGCUGCCAAUGGGAACCUUGAGGCUGUAAAGCUCUUGGUGGAAUACGAUAAAGACCUCUCUCAUGAUAUUAAUGACGAAGGCGAAACCCCGCUGUUUAAAGCUGCUGCAUAUGGGAGAACAAAAGUGGUGAAGUAUUUAGCUUCAGAGUCACUUGAUCAACAAAGCAUAGAAACAGGAACUCACAUUAUAGAAUCGGGAGGAAGGAAAAUAGUAAACUAUACAAAGCUGAAAGAUAUUCACCGCCAAAAAAUAACUGGAGAAGUGAAGGGAGCCUCGAUUUUGCACGCUGCCAUCCUAGGAGAGAAUUUUGAAACGGCUCUACUGUUACUGAGACUGGACAAAUGCUUAGCAACAUUGGAGGACGAAAAGUGUUGGACCAGUCUUAACCUGCUAGCCACUUUGUCCUCUGCUUUCAAAAGUGGAUACCAAAUGGGCACAUGGAUCAGCAGAGUCUUCUACUUCUGUCUUCCGAUCGAUGAUAGUAUAGAUGAUGAAAUGGAGAGUUGUUGUAAUCUCUUCAAUGAGUGGUGGAAACUGGGAAAAAUCUGUUCUCCAGCGAGAGAAAUCUGCGAAGCAAAGAGAAAGCAUAAACUUGCUUCUAGACUUGCAAGGAGCCUGAUAAGAGAAGAUUCGUGGCUUGAAAAAGUCAAACAAAAAAUGUCAUCACCUGAUGUUGAUGAACCAAUUGAAGAAAAUUCUCAGCCAAGCUCUUUAUUUUUUGCAACUGAAAGAGGAAUAAUAAAGAUUGUUGAAGAGAUGCUUACAUUGUGUCCACAAUUAGUUGAGUUUAAGAAUCAUCAAAAGCAGAACAUAUUGCAUGUAGCCAUUCAGCACCGUCAGAAGGAGAUAUACGAUCUCGUGAAAACGAUGAAGAUACCAAUGACAAGGUUAGUCCGAGGGAUUGACAAAAAUGGCUACACCAUUUUACACCACGCUGCAAACAUGAAGGAUGACGAUAAAGAAACUCACCCUGCAGGACCUGUCUACCAACUGCAAGAAGAGCUAAAGUGGUACAAACGUGUAGAGAAGAUGACGCCCUCCCACUACCGCAUGUUUCCAGAGUCGGAGUUUAAUAAGAAUUGCAAAGAACUCUUCAUUAUCAAGCAUAGUGGACUACUGAAGGAUGCACAGAAAUGGAUAAAAGAGACUUCUCAGUCUUGCUCUGCAGUGUCUGUUCUUGUUGCCACCGUCGUCUUCGCAGCUGCCUACACCGUACCUGGAGGUUCCAAUGAGAAAGGGUAUCCAGUUUUCCUCAACAAUAGGUUCUUCUUAAUUUUCACAGUCAUGGACGUGGUUGCUUUAGCCUGCUCCUUGACCUCGGUGGUAAUGUUCUUGUCCGUCCUCACAUCACCUUUCCAUUACGAGGAUUUCCGUGUCACGCUCCCUCGAAAACUGACAAUAGGUUUCUCCUUACUCUUCAUUGCGUUGACUACAACAAUGCUUGCAUUUGCGGCAACAUUAUUGCUCAUUGUUCAUUUCCAAAAGCCACGGUGGACCACCACUCUCAUUUACACUGCUGCAUUUUUCCCGGUCAGCAUAUUUGCACUCACGCAAUUCCCUAUGUAUGUUGCAUUAAACAUAACCUGGCUCAAGUUUUACAAGUGUAUUAAGAAGGUUCUUCCUCGUGAAUGGUUUAAGAAGAAGCUUCCGAGGAAUGAUGUGUUGUCCAAGAAGAAUGAUGAUCAUAGGCCUAGACCCCCAGUAUGAGACAUUUAUAUAUAUAUAUGAAGAAAUGGUAAAGGAGGCAGCUGUGUCACCAAUGCAAGAGACUUGUAUUGGAAUUAAAUAAAAGGCUUGUAUAUUUAUUAAUUUCCGACUGAAUAUUUAUUAAUGGUUUGUGUCUUGUUGAUUCUAAAGUGUUGUAGCAUGCUUGAUGUUGCUAAAUAACUUGAUGAAAUGAGU